Messenger RNA from Pseudomyrmex gracilis, 1842 nucleotides. RefSeq lists its product as uncharacterized. The record is from RefSeq and is a predicted model, not a curated record. Gene Ontology annotation, biological process: proteolysis; DNA integration. The coding region runs from base 1 to 1842 and encodes 613 amino acids. The transcript has 5 exons. NCBI's taxonomy places the organism in Eukaryota, Metazoa, Arthropoda, Insecta, Hymenoptera, Formicidae. Gene Ontology annotation, molecular function: nucleic acid binding; aspartic-type endopeptidase activity.
AUGAGAGAAGCAAAGAAAGGCGAAGUGGAAUUGCUUUAUGACACUGGAGCUACAGUGUCAUUGAUUAAAAAGAAAUAUUUAAAAGAGAAAACGCCAGCCGAGAGAACGAGCAUAAAACUGACAGGCGUUACAGGGCAUCAAGCAAGCGUCAUAGGGAAAAUCACAGCAACCAUACGGCUAAAAGACAAAAAUAUUAAGCAUCCGGUUUAUGUUGUAAGAGACGAUUUCCCAGUUAGCUACCAGGGCAUUUUAAGAAAUGACUUUAUGAAAAAGCACAAUGCCAAGCCGGAUUCCAAAGCGGGAAAACUCUCGCUGGGAAAAAAUAAGUUGCAAUUGCGCCCAUACAAAAAUGUAAAAUUGCAACCAUGUAACGAAACAAUCGUGCAAGCUGUAACUGAUAGUAAUCAGAUCGGAAUAGUACAAGGGGAAGAAACGCAGCCAGGAGUUUUCAUAGGAAGCUGUUUGGUACAACCAAAAGGAAAUUUUUGCCCCGUGAGUAUAGUAAAUACUACGGAAAAAACGGUAACAAUAAACACUCCGCGUGUUAAAUUGGAAACGCUAGAAGAAGAGAUGGUUCCGAAAAAGAUGGACGCGUCCGGCGUGAAAAAAUUAAAAAUAGUCGUAGAUUUUCGACGACUAAAUGAAGCGACAAUAGGCGAUUCUUUUCCACUGCCAAAUAUUGCAGAAAUAUUGGACCAACUUGGGAAUGCGAAGUAUUUCUCAACGUUAGAUUUGGCGUCCGGGUAUCAUCAGAUACCGAUGGACGAAGAAAACAGAGGAAAGACAGCGUUUUCAACGCCGCAUGGUCACUACAAAUAUAACAGAAUGCCUUUUGGAUUAAAAAAUGCGCCGGCGACGUUACAAAGGUUGAUGAAUUCGGUCCUGAUGGGACUACGAGGGUAUAUCGGCGGAUCCGUCGAAAAUAAAGGCGGUCAAGAGAUUUCCAGUUCCAAAAAAAGCGAAGGAUAUACAGGCGUUCAUUGGUCUGGCAGGAUACUACAGAAAAUUUAUCAACCAGGUCUCAAAAAUAGAAAGCCGUUGACACGACUGUUGCAGAAGGAAGUAGCGUUCGAGUGGGGGCACGAGCAGCAGCAAGCGUUCGAAAAUUUGAAAGAAAAGUUAAUUAUUGCUCCAUUGCUCGCAUAUCCGGACUUCGACAAGGAGUUUAUCGUGACAACCGACGUGUCGAGUUACGCGGUCGGCGCGGUGCUAUCGCAAGGUGCGGUAGGUCGAGAUCGGCCGGUUGCAUACGCGAGCCGAGUACUCAAUAAAGCUGAACGAAACUACAGCACGACAAAAAAAGAGUUACUCGCAAUUGUGUGGGCAGUAAAGCAUUUCAGGCCUUAUUUAUACAGAACGAAGUUCAAGAUUGUCACCGAUCAUAAGGCACUGGUGUGGCUUUUUAACACAACGGCCUAUCAUCCGGAAAGUAACGGAGCGUUAAAGCGUUUGCAUCGAACAUUAGCCGAGUAUAUACGUCACUACGUGAACAAGGACCAGACGGAUUGGGACGACUGGGUGCCGUACGCAAUGUUCGCGUACAAUACGACACCACACACGGCAACAGGGUUUACACCCUUUGAGUUAGUAUACGGGAGUAAACACAAAAAAAAACACACCGCUGUUACCGAGUCGGUGGCGAACGGGAUACUGGUGCUCGUUGUCGUGAAGAGCCAUGGUCCGAAGUACAAAAGACAGCAGGACGACUCAAACGUAAGUCCUAGGAUUAGUAUAAGCGAUAAUAAAAAGAGCUUAGAUGACAGAGUAUCGAACUCGGAGUACGACCGACGCUCGCGGUUCCACUUGUUAGGCGACACCAUUCGCGAUAAAAAUAAAGUAUAA